Pleuronectes platessa (European plaice) is the source of this 2617-nucleotide messenger RNA. RefSeq names its product major facilitator superfamily domain containing 14Ba (gene slc71a2a). Gene Ontology annotation, biological process: transmembrane transport. Bases 1 to 1725 code for a protein of 574 amino acids. NCBI's taxonomy places the organism in Eukaryota, Metazoa, Chordata, Actinopteri, Pleuronectiformes, Pleuronectidae. Gene Ontology annotation, cellular component: membrane. The record is from RefSeq and is a predicted model, not a curated record. Gene Ontology annotation, molecular function: transmembrane transporter activity. The transcript is spliced from 13 exons.
AUGGCAGAAUCUUCACCGGGACAAGUUGAGGAUUUUAUCCGUCACGGUUUAAAUUUUAUCUCGGUUAUUUUUAAUCCGUUAGCUCGGGUUAGCCUCUCCGGGGCCAAACAAGGACCCAUCCUGGAAGCCCCCGGGGAACCGCGGAUAUCUACCCAGCAUGGGUGCUUCGUGACCCGCGGCAGGUGCGAGGAGAUGCCGGGGGAAGCGGCGGCGGCGCCCGGGAGGGUGGUGCUGGUCAAGAGGAUCAUCAUGAAGGACGGAGCCGCGUUGCAGCAGGGCAUCGGCCGACCCAGUGUGUAUCACGCCGUGGUGGUGAUCUUCCUGGAGUUCUUCGCCUGGGGUCUUCUCACCACGCCCAUGCUCACCGUUCUACACGAGACGUUCCCUCAGCACACGUUCCUGAUGAACGGACUGAUUCAGGGUGUGAAGGGCCUGCUGUCGUUCAUGUCCGCUCCUCUGAUUGGUGCGCUGUCGGACGUGUGGGGCCGACGCACCUUCCUGUUGGUCACCGUCUUCUUCACGUGCGCCCCGAUCCCUCUGAUGAGGCUCAGCCCCUGGUGGUACUUCGCCAUGAUCUCCAUGUCCGGAGCUUUCUCUGUCACCUUCUCUGUCAUCUUCGCCUACGUGGCCGACGUGACGACAGCGAGAGAGAGGAGCACCGCCUACGGUCUGGUGUCGGCGACCUUUGCAGCCAGCCUGGUGACGAGUCCCGCCAUCGGGGCGUACGUGUCCGCCUGGUACGGGGACAACAUGGUGGUUCUGUUGGCCACACUGAUCGCUCUGGCCGACAUCGCCUUCAUCCUGCUCGCCAUGCCCGAGUCCUUGCCGGACAAGAUGAGGCUCAACACGUGGGGGGCGCCGAUAUCCUGGGAGCAGGCCGACCCCUUCAUCUCGCUGAGAAAAGUGGGUCAGGACCCGACCAUCCUACUGAUCUGCAUCACUGUGUUCCUGUCCUACCUGCCGGAGGCCGGCCAGUACUCCAGCUUCUUCCUCUACCUGAGACAGGUCAUAAACUUCUCCUCCACAACCAUCGCUGUGUUCAUUGGCGUGGUGGGGAUUCUGUCCAUCAUAGCACAGACUCUCUUCCUCACGCUGCUGAUGAGAACUCUGGGUAAUAAGAACACGGUUCUGUUGGGUUUGGGUUUCCAGAUCCUGCAGUUGGCCUGGUACGGCUUCGGAUCAGAGCCAUGGAUGAUUUGGGCAGCAGGAGCUGUAGCAGCGAUGUCCUCCAUCACCUUCCCAGCUGUUUCUGCUCUGGUGUCGCACUCAGCUGAUCCUGACAAACAAGGUGUGGUUCAGGGGAUGAUCACGGGGAUCAGGGGUCUGUGUAACGGUCUGGGUCCGGCUCUGUACGGAUUCAUCUUCUUCCUCUUCAACGUGGAGCUCAACACCAUCGACCCGAUCCAGGGAGAGUUCAACGUGGACCCGCUGCCUGUGGAGAGUCCCACCGAGCGAGCGCUCAUCCCCGGCCCGCCCUUCCUGUUGGGUGCGUGCUGCGUGGUGGUCGCCUUCUUCGUGGCUCUCUUCAUCCCAGAAAAACCCUCCUGCUCCUCCUCUUCCUCCCACCUUUCCCUCAGCGACAAGCCACACCCGGACAGCAAAGAGUCCAUGUCCUCGCUGGCUGGCGUCCACAUCAACACGCCGCUCCCGGGCAGCGACGAGGAGGCCCCUCCCACCACUAGCGACGGGGACUUUGAGCCUCUGCUGCAGGACAGCAUCGUUUGACGGACAGGUGCAAGAGCCACACAGGGUGGGGCUUACGUUUAUAGUUUCACUGAUUGACAUUUAGCAAAAAAAGAUGAAGAUUUUUGCCGCAGGGUGGAACUAAGAACUUUCAAAGUCCGACAGCGAGGAGCUCCAGCAGCGAUGUUCCUCCACCAGAAGGAGGCGCUAAUGUCACAGGUCAGGAGCAGAGACAGUAACAUCACGUGAGCGACCAAUGAGGGAGGUUCUUCAACGAAGGGGCGGGAGCAAGAGCUGCAAAUAAGAUGUCACUAUUAUUUUUCUGAACGGAGGAGACGGAUACAAUUUUGUUAUUGACGGACGGACGUGGGAAUCGAACGACGACCCCGAGUGAAAUCAACGUGAUCGAGAGGACGAGGAACCAGCUGUCAAUCAUGUCAAGAGAGAGAGAGAAAGAGAGGUGCUCGUUCACUUUAAAGCUUGAAGUUGGUGAUUGUUUUUUUUUAUUUGUGAUAAACAAGAAAAAAGUAUUUUUGCCUUCAGCUGUUUUUUGUUGUUGUUUUUUUUCACAUGUUAUUGUAGCAUAUUUACUUUUUUCCAUAUUUUCAAGGUUUAGGGAUUUGUAUAAUUUUAAAUGUCUGAGUUAUUGAUGCCAAGGAAUGAAUGUGACGACUGAAGUCCAACUUCUUCAAAUAUCUAGUUUAAUGUUAAUUUUCAUUGGUGCAAGUUUUAUUUAAAUUUCUCUAGAUCGUGAAGAAUUGGGGAAAUGUUUCAUUUAUAAAAAUGACCUCAGUGUAUAAAGUCCACUCCAGAUUUCACCAGGUGUUUUCCCUGUUCGUCACUACCUCAGAUAAAUGUUUUUAAAUCAUACAUAACCUGGAUUCACUCCUUUUCCCUCACUUUUAUUUUUAUAUCAUUGUCACUUUAUGAAACA